Molecule: messenger RNA, 2673 nt
Organism: Zychaea mexicana
Lineage: Eukaryota; Fungi; Mucoromycota; Mucoromycetes; Mucorales; Lichtheimiaceae
Product: rab-GTPase-TBC domain-containing protein
Exons: 7
Coding region: 237-2477 (746 amino acids)
Biological process (GO): intracellular protein transport; activation of GTPase activity
Molecular function (GO): GTPase activator activity
Source: RefSeq, a predicted model, not a curated record
AUAAGUUAGCCCGUAGAAUUAAAUUGAGAGGCGGGAACCAAAAUAAGAAACAAGGUGAAACGCAAAGCAAAAUCACUGCAUACGAGCUUUGUUUCUUUCCUUUCCUCCCACAGCAACUUACUUACCUCCCUCUCUUUCUCUUUCUCUUUUCUCUCCGCUCACUUGAUGGACUCAACAUAUAAAGAAAGGUAAUUUUAGCGGCCAAUUAAUACUUAAAGUAGUUCGCGGAGGCGAGUAUGGGGUUAGGGCAAAUAAUCAAUUAUUUUGAGACCACAUUACGAUCAGAGCCUACAAGUAGUGAUGGCGAUGAAACGAACAACUGGAAACCGAUAAUUGACAUUAAAUCUUUCCGUGAAGCAUGUUUUUUUGGUGUACCCGACGAGUCUGGACUACGUGCCACGGCAUGGAAAGUGUUGCUUGGUUAUUUGCCACCGGAUAAACGAAUGUGGAACACUGUGCUGCAUUCACAACGACUAAGUUAUUAUAAUUGGGCUCGAGAUUUAUUGGAGGAUCCAGGAGGAGAACCGCCGUCGAGUGAUCAUCCACUCAAUGACGAGAGAGGAUCAAAGUGGGCUUCGUAUUUUCAUGACAAUUCUAUCUUGGAUCAGAUUGACAAGGACGUACGACGCACAUUGCCCGAUAUUGCCUUUUUCCAAGCGCAGGUGCCUAUCAAUCACUUGAAUCCGCUCUCACGAGCGGAAGAAAUUCAACCGCCACCUGCUACAGAGGAACAAUCGAUCGAAGACCCAUUAUCGACAUCAUCAUCAGCGGAAAACAGACCGUCGCAAGGACGCCGGUUCUCGUUUGGGUUCAUGGGUCGACCACGAUCCUCCUCGACUGCAUCAAAGAAAUCGCUUCGAGUAUCAGCUGCUGCAAACAACAACAACAACAACAGUAACAAUACUCGAUCACGAUCUAAUUCCAAAAGCUCAGUACACUCUACACAUUCAAACGCAGACGCAACAGCAUCACCACGGAAUAUUGUCCGAAAGUUCUCAUCUGCCUUCAAGGGCGGCAGUUCCACGUCGGUUCUUUUACCUCCCACGAGUAGUACAAACCCAACAACCAAACGGAAACACAACCACAACAUCCGCAAUUUGAAACCCAUCUGUCCGCUUGUCACUAACCGUCGCAUCUUGUUCAAACGCAUUGCCCAUAUCAACAACGAGAAUCUGUUGCGAGGAGACAAUGCCACACCCGAAGAAAUCGCACGCCAAUCGCAUGCGACCGACCUCCAUACCCAAGAUUAUCACUGGGAAGCGAUCGAACGGAUCCUGUUCAUCUAUGCCAAACUGAACCCAGGUGUCGGGUAUGUGCAAGGCAUGAACGAAAUACUGGCACCCAUCUACUAUGUCUUUGCCAAGGACGAUUUUGAUCUGGAAGCACAAGCGUAUGCUGAAGCAGAUGCGUUUUUCGUGUUUACAAUUCUCAUGUCGGAUGUCCGGGACCAUUUCGUACGGUCACUGGAUCAGGAUGCAAGCACAGGGAUCAACGCGACCAUGCAGCGCAUGAGUCAGCGGUUGGCGUGGGUGGAUAAACCCUUGUGGCGGGAUCUGCGACGGAAAGAUAUCAAGGAGCAGUAUUAUGCGUUCCGUUGGAUCACCGUGCUUUGUUCGCAGGAAUGGGACUUACCAAGCGUGAUUCGGUUGUGGGACUCUAUCCUGGCUGAUAGAGGCAAUCAGGAAGGCUUGGCAGAGACUCGCUUCGAGUUCUUGCUCGAUUUUGCUGUUGCUAUGGUGCUAUGCAUUCGACAAGACAUCCUCAAAGGCGACUUUGCAGAAAAUGUUCGGUUACUGCAGAAUUACCCUAUCGACGAUAUUCAAGUAGUGCUCGCAACAGCCAAUUCAUUACGAGAAAUGCGACUGGAUGCCAUUGCCAACGGCAAACCUGUCCCUGGCGCCUACGACAAACGCAACAGCGGAUUGUUUGCCAGUGACUGGAGCGACACAUCCUCCAUUGCAUCCAACGGGUCUUCUACUCGGGUACAACGAUUACGGGACAACGCCGAUAUGGCUCGACAAAGCUUUGAUUCGUUUCGUCGAGAGUCGCGUGAGUCGUUGGAUGAAUUGUUCCGCAGGAGUGGGGGUCGUGUCGAUGAGGCAUGGAAAAGGGCAAGCACAGGCGAUGUGACAAGAAGUUUGUCACAGCGCUUUGCUUCGGUCAGUAGCAAAAUGAAACGUCCAACAGCAGACCUUAACCGGAGUGCAUCGAUUUCGUCCGAACAUUCGACGGCUGCAACUGGAUCGUCGUCUUCUUCUUCUGCUGCUGCUGCUACGACUAAUGGAACUGCACCAGUCGCACGGAGCAAUUCGCUAUUGAACCGGUUUUCUCAAAUGAUGGGAAAUGGUAAUACGGCCGUGUCGCCCUAUGGCCGUUUGAAAGCAGCACGAAAUGGCCUUGUAGAAAAAGGACAGCAACAACAGCAACCACCACCUCAGCAACAACAGCAGCCAGCAUACUAUCGUGGAUUUGUAUAAGUUUUUAUUCUACAUUGUUUUAUUCUAUAAUUUUCUUCGCUUUUUCGUAUGUAUAUUUUUAGUUCUUUAUUUUGCAAUUCGUUUUAUUUGCUGGUCACUGCAAACACACACAAACGCAUCAUAUCAUUGUAUCACCCCUUCUACACUUGUCUAGAUCUAUCUCAUCUUCGCUAUCCACACACACACACACACACAC